CACUUGCAAGUUGGGCCAGGCCAGGAUGAGGACAGUACUGUGUGUAGCUACUGUUGUGCUGGGAGCACUGGCAAUCUGCUCGAUCCAGGAUGGUGUUUCUGCUGCACCAGCCAGCUCUGUGACUAUCGAUUGCUGUGAGAACUUUAAGACCACUCGCAUUCCUCAUAAACGGCUCGUAAGCUUCACCAAGACAGUUGGCUGCUCCACCCCCUCCAUCAUCUUCACAAACAGGAGGAAGAUGAGAAUUUGUACGAGAGCCAGUGAGAAGUGGGUUCAAAAUGCAGUGGCAUAUCUGGAGGAGAAAUUGGGGAUUGAAACAUAAGAACCUACUGAAAGUGCAACCUUUCAAUCCACUGGAAACACAUGGAGUGUUGAACUGACUGAUUUUACACUGGGAGACAGCAGAAUGGGGAAUCUGUUUGAAGAUUGGAUCUACAAACUGUUUCUCUGAUCACUUGCAAUAUUCCUAUUUCUGUGCUCAUUAAAAUGCUAAACUGUGAACAGUAAUUAACUAACUUACCCCAUGUCUACUCCAAUCAUCAAACUGAGUGAAGACUGUUAACUGUACAGGGGGAAAUGUACACAAUGGGGGAUCCCUGAGUGAACAGUCAGCCUGGUGCAGGAAAAGAUUUCAGUAGCUGUCCAGCUAAUCCCUGGAUCAUCCCAGAGGCUGGAUCUCAGCACAGAUAGUGGAGGUGGUGAUGGGAAUGUGGUUAGUCACUGGGGAAGUGGGUAGGCAUCAAUGUUUUGGCCUGGAGAUGUUGCACACUCUGGGGGUAGAGUGUGACUCAGACUCUGGGGAGAUGGUUGUGGGUCAGACCCUGGGGUUCCAUUGUGAGUCAGUCUCUCGGGGUGGUGGUGUGUAUAUACUCUGGGGAGUUGGGGGAGUCAGUGUCUGGGGCCUUUGGGUGAUUCAGUCUCUGGAGGAGGUGUACGUUUCUGUGUCUGAGGAAUGGGCC
This is a messenger RNA of Stegostoma tigrinum, 959 nucleotides long. RefSeq names its product eotaxin-like. Gene Ontology annotation, cellular component: extracellular region. Bases 26 to 322 code for a protein of 98 amino acids. The record is from RefSeq and is a predicted model, not a curated record. Lineage: Eukaryota; Metazoa; Chordata; Chondrichthyes; Orectolobiformes; Stegostomatidae. The transcript is spliced from 3 exons. Gene Ontology annotation, molecular function: CCR chemokine receptor binding; chemokine activity. Gene Ontology annotation, biological process: positive regulation of GTPase activity; monocyte chemotaxis; lymphocyte chemotaxis.